AUGAUGAGUUUCGAGAAUGACGCUGCUUUGCAAGCGGUAUCCUACCCGUACGCACAGGAUCGCAAACGCCGCAAAAUACGCGUGGCAAUCGUAACAGAAAACUUUUUACCUAAAGUGGACGGCGUUACGCGUACACUCGCGCGUUUGUUAGAACAUCUCAAUUUAGAGGGACACGAGGCACUAGUUCUCGGCCCCGACACACCGCUUACGGAGUACUCUGGCCACCCCGUCGUGGGCACGUUUGGCAUCCCGCUGAUUGUGUAUCCUGGCCUAAAACUCAAUUUUAUGCGACUACGCUUUCUCCGCCGGAUUCAACAGUUUCAGCCGGAUGUAGUCCAUUUUGUCGACCCUAUCUGGCUCGGCGCUCAAAUGAUGUACGCUGUACGUCACAUUUUGCCAGACGUACCGUUCGUGUCAUCCUACCAUACGAACUUGCCCACAUAUGCGUCGCUAUUUGGUCUACCGUUUUUGGAAAACACUAUGUGGAAACUGACCCGCGCAUUGCACGACCAGUGCGAACUUGUAUUUUGCCCGAGUCAGUCGACCCGACGAAUGCUCGAAGGAAAGGGAUUUUCCAACGUCGAAAUUUGGGGCCGCGGUGUUGAUACGGAUCUGUUCACACCCGGUAUGCGCGACGAGAAUUUGCGCGCGAGCUGGGGCUGCAAGCCCAAGUCGUCCGCACUGCUCAACACUCUUCAUACCCAAGCGGCCCAUCGCGCGAAACAAAUUGCGAUAACAGAUGCGUCACCGGAGGCCGAGGCAUUUAUCCGCACACCUGAGUCGCUGCCGACCGUGUCGCCGAUACUCAGUCCGCCGCCAAGCUACGAAAGCCUUUCCGACCUGCCGCCUCUGCCCGGAUUCACGCUUCCUCCUGCGUUAUUGCCGCAAGGCCACAACCCUGUAACAGACGGCGAGAGCAAAGCGGUGAUUUUGUAUGUUGGGCGCAUUAGCUGGGAGAAGAACAUACGCUUGCUGGUUGAAUCAUUCCGUCUUUUGCCCGCCGCCGUGCGCAACAAUUCUAAGCUUGUUAUUGUCGGAGACGGUCCAGCGAGGGCGGACUUGACGCGUCUUUGUGCCAAGUACAAGCUGGAUGCUGCAUUUAUGGGUCAGCAAAAGGGCAAGCGUCUUGCCUCCAUGUUUGCGAGCAGCAGCAUUUUUGCUUUCCCUUCUUUCACCGAGACAUUUGGGCAGGUCGUCCUGGAGGCACUUGCUUCUGGCCUGCCUGUCGUCGGUCUUCACGCAGAAGGCAUUUCUGACUUGGUGUGCCACGGCACGACAGGGCUCCUGCUCGAUGUGAAACGCGUAAUGAGCCAGCAGUCCUCUGCCGCGGGCUCAGGUGCUGCCAAUGAGCGCGUAUCUGCCAAAGGUAACAAAGUUUUCAGCUCCCCUGUUUCACCUAAGACGCAGCAGUGUGCGAGCAACAAGGCAUGUGCCAUCGCUGCCGGUAGCAAUGUUAAGCCUGGCCUUGCCUCGCCAAUACCGACGGUGAAGGAAUUUGCCGCGGCCAUGUCUGCUGGCUCGCGUUCCUUCCAGCAGUGUGCGCAGGUGUACAGCAUUUUGCUGGAGCGCCUUAUUCGCGACCGGACACUACGUGCGAUGAUGGGCCAACGCGCCCAGCAAUUUGCGGUAAACAGGACCUGGUGGGAUGCGAUGGAGUCUCCGGUGCGUGGCUACGAACAUGUCGUUUCGCACGUUGGCAAGCCGAAUUUGACCGACCACGAGCUUGAAGCACUUAGGAAUCAGCAGCGCAAGAUUGCACCGCUGACCGGCCCGAUCGUAAAGAUGGUGAUUGUUGCGUAUCUCGUCUUCUUCCUCUACCUUUGGACCGUUUUGUUUUAA
Messenger RNA from Malassezia vespertilionis, 1839 nucleotides. RefSeq lists its product as uncharacterized. The record is from RefSeq and is a predicted model, not a curated record. The coding region runs from base 1 to 1839 and encodes 612 amino acids. Gene Ontology annotation, molecular function: glycosyltransferase activity. The transcript is spliced from 2 exons. NCBI's taxonomy places the organism in Eukaryota, Fungi, Basidiomycota, Malasseziomycetes, Malasseziales, Malasseziaceae.